CAGCCUCAUCACAAUAAGGUAUCCAACACGUUUCUGAGAGAUUUCUACCCCUCAACUCGUUCAGUUUUCCCAAUGCAAAUUGUUUGGUGGCCUACGUAAAUGUCAGAAAAAAGAGGUUAUAACUACAACACCUUUUAGGUUCGGGCACACAAAACCGUAACCACUGCCUCAGAAGAAGACGCUUAUAAUGUAAUGCGGUGCAAAGUGCAAGUUCUGCUCGCAGUUCAGCGCUUUAUCCCACUUGUCAAGUUAACAGCCUACUUGCAGUGUUUAAAUAAUGUUAUUUACUUAGGCUACAUUUAAACUGACAUCGCUAUAGUAGCCUAUGAAAUGUACAGAAAUAUGCAUUUUGAUAAACAUCCAACCAUUUGCAGUUUUUUUUGUUUUCUCCAUUUUUGACGAAUCAUUCGUCACAGCCGCGUAAAACGUUGUUGUGGUUGAAUUUGAAAUGAACCCAUUACCUGACGAGUUAACACGACUGAAAUAUUUGAAUAUCCGUGAGCUAUCCCCGCCGUCCACACACACAAACAAAACACCACAUGUGCAAGCAUAGUGUUACUUUUGCGAGGCAUUUCGUCUGGUUAUGGCUUCGAAAAUAGGAAGUUGUUCGGUGAUGCUGAAUAUUGAAACAUUGUUGCCUGGCCUAGACUAGACUAGUCAGACAUAGUGAGCUGCACAGUGCGAACAUGGCUCUCAGUCUAAUGAACUUGUAAUUAUUAUUCUGUACUAUUGGGAGUGAAAAUCCGUAAGAUUUAGUGAGAACAGUGAUAUUCAGUUUCACGUACGUGAUAAAACGUCAGACUUGAAUGACCGGAAACAUUGUGGUCAAUCUGCAAUGAACCCUGAUCCCAAAUCAGGCAAAGCAGUCAGCAAAAGUUGAAACACACUCCCACAAGCCAUUGCGUUAUCAUGGCGUCUCGAAACUGAAUGUAGGCGAAGUAGCCUAAUCUAAAGCUCAAAACUUGUUUUCAGGUGAAUUCGAAAGCAAAACAAAAAAGACAAUAAGCGCAACCAAGUAAGCGGAAGGUCUCGACAAUCAAAACUUCACAGAGAGUUAAUAUGGCUUCCCGAAUGGACGAUGUUAUGCGUCUAUGCUGUAAUCUAUCGGCAAAUCAGCAGAUAAAAGUUGCAGUGAAGAAUUCGGGGAUAGGUGCUGCCGUUGCUGGGGGGACUGCAUUCAUUGGAGGACUACUAGCAGGCCCCCCAGGACUUGCUGCAGGAGGUGCUGUGGGGGGUCUCCUUGGUUGCUGGAUGACCAGCGGGCAGUUUAAGCCACUGCCACAGAUCAUUUUGGAGCUGCCAUCUCACCAGCAGCAGAAACUCUACUCUGACAUCAUGUCGGCGCUCGGCACAUUGGACUGGACAGACCUAGCACAGCUGACAGCUCUGGUCAUGGGUAACGCCACACUCCAGCAGCAGGUGGUUGCAACGCUGCUCAGCUACGUCACGAAGGAGCUGAGAGCUGAGGUGCGAUAUGGAGAUUGACCAGCAGGGGACAGCACAGGCAGAGAUGAACUGACAUACUUACCAGACAAAAUGUGACAAUGAUCUCACAGAACAGUUUAAGAUUGCUUAUACGAAAGGGAAAAGAAUGCAGAUAUUUGUAGUGGUUUUUCCCCCCACCAAAAUGCCUUAUCUGAUGAUCUCUUCCACAUAUCCAUGUUCAUAAAUCACCGUGUCCCAUAAAGUGCAUGGAACAGUCAUGUUGGAAACUAAGGAACAGGGUUUGUCUCCUUGGAAAGUGUCAUAAGAGCACUGGUAUAAACUGUUAGCUUCAUAGUGUCAUGAUGUGAUUUUUAAGGUCCCAUAGGGAUUGUAUGAAACAUUUUUUAAUUCUAAACCAGUGCCUCACACUUCACCAACACCACGUGUGUAGUACCCAACAUACAUUAAAGGUUAAAGGGAAACUUUGGGAUUUUUCAACCUGGGCCCUAUUUUUAGAUCUUUUUGGGUCCAAAGUACUUUUACUCAGGACAAUUAAGGAUCAAAAUCGGUCCAGUAUUGAGUUCGAACGCUAUAACCGGCAACCGCAAAACAGCUAUAGAAUGUAAUCCAAUAGGGCAAGCAUCUGCGUCAAAGUAAACUGCUUGUUUUUGCCACUGACAGGCUCAUAAUGUUGUUAUAAGUGUCUGGCAACAUUGAGAGGAUUCCUACAGAGAUUCACCUGUGUCUGUUUACCUCAAUAAUUGUUAAAAAAAAAAAACGGUAGAAAUGACUGUUUCUACCUACAGUUUCUAUUGACUGUAUAAACUAUUUCUUUACAGUUAAUGAGAAAACAGACAGGUUUAACUCUGUAGGGAAACUUUCCAUGUAGUCAGACCUGUAUAAUUACAUUAUGAGCAUGUCAGCGGCAGGAAAAAGCAGUUUACUUUGACUCGGAUGCAUGCCCCGUGGCUAUAGCCGUUAUGUGGUUUAAGGUGAUAGCGUUCUAACUAAAUACUGGACUGAUUUAGAUCGUUUUUAUCCGUAGUAAAAAGUUUGGCCCAAAACAUUUUUUGUCUUACUACCCUAAUAUCAAAAGGUCAGUGGACCACAGUCAGCCCGCUGGGGGCAGAGCUUGCAGUCCGCUGGCCUUCUUCUCAUUGGUUUCCGGGUGGUCCACUGGUGAUUAACAGACAAACAGCCCACCGUUUUGCCACUCACUUUCAAAAUGUUUUUUUCUUUACUCAUUUAUACUUCUUCAGUCACUUUCACCAGCCCUACACAUUUUUAUAGAUGUUGCAAGUGCUUAACUUGAGUCUUUAAUUGACCAUGUCAUUUUUCAUCUUCAGAGCCUUCUAGUACCAAAAACGUCUUCUGUUCAACAGUUGAUAUUUUAAAUGGACUAUACCAAGGGUAUGAUUUAGACAUUCCAGGAGCCCCCACAUUUUAUGAUCUUUUCUUAAUAUCCUCCUCCAGUUGCACUAAAGAUGAUGGUGGUCCGAGAGCGGACCAGACGUGACACACCCCAACAGGGUGCCGACCAAAACACACCAGUGGCCGAGACAUGCUUGCUAUCUGGGUUGUUAGAUUGAAAGGAUUGGAAAUGGGUUUGGGAUUUUACAUGUUGCCGAUUGAAGUAGGUUAUACAUUUGGUGUUGUGUAUUAAAUUUCAUAUCUGAGAAGAAA
This is a messenger RNA of Clupea harengus (Atlantic herring), 3108 nucleotides long. Its product is annotated as protein C19orf12 homolog. Lineage: Eukaryota; Metazoa; Chordata; Actinopteri; Clupeiformes; Clupeidae. The record is from RefSeq and is a predicted model, not a curated record.